Theobroma cacao (cacao) is the source of this 381-nucleotide messenger RNA. NCBI's taxonomy places the organism in Eukaryota, Viridiplantae, Streptophyta, Magnoliopsida, Malvales, Malvaceae. The record is from RefSeq and is a predicted model, not a curated record.
AUGACGCUGGCUGUCUAUUGUUCAUUGAGUACCCCUUCCUCUUUUCUUGAUUCAGCUCAUUUAUGCCUCCCAGAACAGAGAGCUGCCUUACUCGAAUUCAAAAACACCAUUUCUCUGGAUGAUUAUUGUGAUGAUUACCCAAGGACAAAUUCUUGGAAUGAAAGCAUGGAUUGCUGUUCAUGGGAUGGAGUCAGUUGCCACGUGGUGACUGGUCAUGUCAUUGGCAUCAACCUCAGUACCAGCUGCCUUUAUGGCACUCUCCAUGAUAACAGUAGUCUCUUCCACCUUCAAGGACUCCAACGACUCGACCUCAAUUUCAACAAACUUGAUGGCUCUCUUCUUGAAAACAGCAGCCUCUUCCACCUUCAAGGACUCCAAUGA